GGCGGAAAUUCAGUCACUGCCAACGAUUUAUCCUACCACCUAAGGAGCCCUCUGCCCUUCAUCAGCUUCAAGUUCGGUACAGGACGAGGAUCUCACCAACAAUGAAGUUCUUUGUUGCCGCCGCUGUCUGCGCCCUCAUGACCUGCGGAGCCUUCGCUGAGGAAGCCGCCAAAAAGGAAAAGGUCGAAGGUCGCGGAGGACUCCUGGGCGGUGGUCUUGGAGUCGGCGGCUACGGCGCUGGCGUGGGUCCCGGUCUCGUCGGCGGUGGUCUCGGAGGUGCAGGUAUCGGAGCAGCUGGACUCGGCGGCUACGGCGGAGCUGGUUUCGCCGGCCCAGCAGUGGCCGGAACCGGUCUCAUUGGAACCGGUGGUCUGGGAUACGGCGGUCUUGGAUACGGCCGCCUCGGUUACGGUUGACUCGGCUACGGCGGUGGUCUCGGCUACGGUGGCGGCUACCAGUCCGGCUACGGUUCUUCGGCCGGUGGACACCAGGGAGGAUAUCAGGGUGGCGCUGCCGGACACAACCAGGGAUCAGCUGGCUUCGCGGGUGGUGUUGCCAACAGGCGCGUCAACGCCUACAACAACAACCAGGGCUACAGCCACACCUCUGGAUUCUCGGCCUCUGACAGCAAGGCCUUCGGCUCCGGUCACAACCAGGGCUCGGCUGGAUUUGGAAAGGGAGCUGCCGGUCACCAGGGAGGAUACGGACAGUCGUCGUUCGGACAACACGCUGGUUCCGGCUUCGGUGGAGGAUACCUCGGCUAAAAGAUACAGUCAAUAAAAUUUCCUUGUAAAGCGGA
Molecule: messenger RNA, 799 nt
Organism: Dermacentor andersoni
Lineage: Eukaryota; Metazoa; Arthropoda; Arachnida; Ixodida; Ixodidae
Source: RefSeq, a predicted model, not a curated record